This is a messenger RNA of Anolis sagrei ordinatus, 2545 nucleotides long. It is a transcript of the gene ASPHD1, whose product is annotated as aspartate beta-hydroxylase domain containing 1. NCBI's taxonomy places the organism in Eukaryota, Metazoa, Chordata, Lepidosauria, Squamata, Anolidae. The record is from RefSeq and is a predicted model, not a curated record. Gene Ontology annotation, cellular component: membrane.
GCUAUGGGAAACGGUUGCUAAGGGGCAAGGGAUUGCCUGCUAGGCUAGUGAUGGCUGAGCCGAUACAGCAGUAGAGCAUCUUUGUGGCAUGGAGGGGAAGGGGAGCCUUUCUGGAGGGAGAUGUCCAGCUGACAGUGUCCCUGCCCCCUUAGUGCUCUAGAUGCCGACGGCUGGAUAAAUCCUGCAACUCAUGCACCCAGAUUGAAAUGAAUGACUAAUAGAAUGACGGGAUCCUUAAUGAGCCAAUUGGUUUUUCCCUUCACCCACUGAUAUAAUGCACUCAGUGCUGGGAUGGAGGGUUUUGUUGCCCACAGUUGUGAUGCAGCAACCAUCUCAGGCAUGCUUGUGUGUGUUUGGUGGGGUUAUUUACGCAGCGAAGCCACUCCUACUGCUGAUAGGAAGAAGGAGGUAGACGUCAAAAGGGAGGGGUAAAUCCAGUGGUGGAUGGAAGUGUGUGCAGUGGGACGAGGGGGGAGGGAUCGAGGGCACCCUAAUCUUUUUUGGGUUGUCUCCGGCAGCGUACGUGCAUAAAAAGGAAUUAGGCAAACAGCAAUAGAGCAGCUGGACAGGGACCAGGAUCAGGUAGAGGGACCAUCGGGAGAGAAGAGGGAUGCAGGAUAGAAGACAAGGAUCCUGAAGAUGGAUGGCUGGGAAAGCGGAUAAACGGACAGGUUAGGUGGAUCGUGGUGGGGUGGAGGACAUGCAAGUCUGUUUGGGUGAAAAUAUAAAUUGUUAUCCCUGCCAACUGGGGUCGGGGAAAUGUCAACAGAACAGAGCAAUUAGCACUAUCAGAAGACAGCACCGCAGAUUAUAUAAAUACAUGCAGGGAUGGUGAGAAAUGAGUAGGGAUAUUUGUAAUGGCAGGUGAAUAGGGAUAAAUUGGGUCAGGAAAGAGAUUUAGCCAAAUAGGAGACACGGCAAUGAAGUUGAGUUAAAUUCUUGAUGGCUGUGAAAGGGGCAGGAAAGGCAGGAGGCAUGGGUGAAAAUGACUAAGUCAAUGACCCACCCACCAACAACAAAGCAGUCUGGAUAUGCGAAUGUCUCAUUUGUGCAGUAGGGAAUCAAAAGAGGAAGAGAAACAAAUACACAACAAGGGGAUAAAAGGGCAUCAGAGGAGCAGGUCAGGUUCAGGAGAAUGGGAGAGCUCUGGAGAACAGCAAAUAGUUCUAGGAAGCUCUAAGUCUGCCUGAAAAUGCCCUGUAUUAUGGCUGAUUGGGGUCUCCACGGCCUUCUCUCGCCACUCCUCCCUGACACUUCGUCAUGGCGUCCCCGGCCGGAGCCUGCCAUUGCUUUACUGGGCUCCUUGGCCCUCCUGUUUAUCUGGUACUGUUACCGGGUGGGGAGUGGGCAAGCAGCACCCAUAUCCCACCAGCAAGGUGUGCCAACAGAGGAACGGUGCCCACGGCGUGCCCUCCGGGGUGAUGCGGUCAACCAGCGCCUAUAUCGCAGCCUGAGAGACUAUGCCAAGCGGUAUUCGUGGUCAGGGAUGAACCGGCUGCACAAAGGGAUCCGGGACCAGGCCCAUUACCAGUUGGGGGAGCGCCCGGCUAUCCAGAAGCCCAGCACCUUCUACCUCCCCGACUUGCCCUCUGCCCCGUAUUUCCCACGCGAAUCCCAGCGCCAUGAUGUGGAGAUCCUUGAACUCAGCUUCCCAGCCAUCUUACGGGAAUUUGAGGGCAUCGCUUGGGACUUUGCAUCUGGAGCACAGACACCACGGGGAUGGACCACUAAUGCCCACCCUGGUUGGCACAGCUAUUACCUCUAUCGUCAAGGGGAGUGUAUCGCGCCGAACUGUCGCAGCUGCCCCUGGACAUACCGGGCCCUCAGUGCGCUACGCACCUUCGUAAAUGCCAACCGCUUUGGCAACGCUUGCUUCAGUGUCCUGCAGCCUGGAACCGUGCUACCUGGGACCUAUGGGCCAACCAAUACCAGGGUGCGGUGCCACUUAGGGCUGAAGGUCCCUUCUGGUUGUGAGCUGGUGGUGGGCGGUGAGCCACAGUGCUGGUCUGAAGGAUACUGCCUUCUAGUGGAUGACUCCUUCUUGCAUACAACAGCCCACAAUGGUUCCCCCGCUGAUGGUUCACGGGUGAUUUUCAUCGUUGAUCUUUGGCAUCCUAAUGUGGCAGGGCCCGAGCGGCAGGCACUAGACUAUAUCUUUGCCCCUGGUCGGUAGGUGCCCACCUCGAUCAGUUAUUGUAGCCAAGAAAACACAAAAUCAAACCACCACCGUAUGAUUACUAAUGUAUGCUGCUCCUCACAAUCAUCCAAAGCUUCCCAUGUUGUUGCUGUGAUAUUGAUAGUCCUAUUUCCACCAUCAUGUAAACUGAGUCGGAGUUUUUCCACAGUCCUGGAAAUUAAGACUACUGUAUCUUGGUCAAGAAUCUGCACAGAGAGGUAAUAUGAAAGAAGAUUGGAGCGUGUUUUUCCCCCUUCAAAUUGAGUCUGUAAUCAAGAUCUUGGUGACACAGAAAAUAUGACUCUUCAUCCUCCAAUAUUUAAUGAACAGUCAUCUAGACAGUACCUUGUAACUUGUUUUGUUCUCUGA